Messenger RNA from Aspergillus wentii DTO 134E9, 1862 nucleotides. Its product is annotated as Zn(II)2Cys6 transcription factor. The record is from RefSeq and is a predicted model, not a curated record. The transcript has 5 exons. Lineage: Eukaryota; Fungi; Ascomycota; Eurotiomycetes; Eurotiales; Aspergillaceae. Gene Ontology annotation, cellular component: nucleus. Gene Ontology annotation, molecular function: DNA binding; zinc ion binding; DNA-binding transcription factor activity, RNA polymerase II-specific. Bases 38 to 1687 code for a protein of 549 amino acids. Gene Ontology annotation, biological process: regulation of DNA-templated transcription; DNA-templated transcription.
UUCCGCUCUCUUGGCCAUCACGCCCUGUGUCAUUGCGAUGGACUUUCGUGUGGAUUCUGUCCAGGGUGGGAAUAUUAAGCGCAUUCGUCAGGCGUGCGCAAGUUGCAGGAAGAAGAAAACAAAAUGCUCCGGCGAACGUCCUAUAUGCUUCCACUGUCGUCGGAAUAAACGGUCGUGCGUGUAUGAGCCGUACUCUGCUACGGUCGGGGAUCAGCCUCCGACCUCGUCGCUGGUGGGCGUGACGGAUAAUGCUGAGCUGUUGCAGAGAAUUAGCACGAUUGAGUCGCGGCUUGCGGAGUUGAGUGGGCAGACUGGGCGGAGUGCUUCUGAUUCUUCGAGUCUGGAGGAUUUUUCGUCGAAUGAUACUGCAUUCCGUCGCCGACCGUCUGUUGAGAAUACAUACAAUGCUUUCCCUCCAUCCCCUGUUCUUCAAUCCCUGAUCGAUACGUAUUUCCUACGCGUCCACAACCAGCCGUAUUCCUACUUUCAAGAAUCACUAUUUCGACAACGAUUGGAUAAUAACCUCCUUCCACGAUGCCUUGUUUUCGCUGUCCUAGCAUCUGCCGUGCGAUUCUCGACACAUGAAUACUUUAACGGACGAACGCACGAAGCGUCAGAGACAUACGCGCGGGAAUCAUGGCUGGCAGUUCUAGCAGACCACUUGACCGUGGAAGACAGCAUGAAUGUACACGUCGUGCAAGCAGUGAACCUACUUGCUAUUGUGGAUUAUACCGCCGGUCGAGUUAGUUCGGGAUGGUUGAAGAUCGGCCUUGCUGCGCGCAUCUCCCAAGAUCUGCAUCUGAUGACAGAGCCGGAAGGUUGGUUAUCGUAUACAGAGCAGGAAGAGCGUCGUCGGGCAUUUUGGUCUGCGUAUCUUGUUGAUAAGCUGAUUUCCUGCGGACAAUCGCGUCCACUGGCUAUUCUUGAUGAAGAUUGUAAUGUUCAACUUCCGUGUGAUGAGCAGACGUUUCGAGAUGGGCAGUGGAAGAAGACGCCGACUAUUGGACAGCUGUUGAGUUGGAAUACGGAUGUUUCUGAAACGCCUAGUCCAUUUGCGUUGACGAUUCUGAUGGCAUCUAUAUUUGGUCGUUGCACGAGAUACUUUCACCAGAAACGGGGUGCUGAUGAGAUUCCUCCAUGGGAUACGAAAUCGGAAUUUGCAUCGAUCACCUCGUCUCUCCUGUUUCUCGAGACCUACUCGCAUAUUGGAAGCAAGUCUAUCUCUGAUUUGAUUCAUGAGAAUCUACAACCAGAUGGAACGGUUGACCACCAACAAGUCGGGCAUCUUGUGUUUGCCCAUGCCAUAUUCCAUCUCUGCCAUUGUCUUUUAAAUCACCCUUUUUCUUUACGGCUGCGUUUGAGACCGUUCGGGUCCAAAACUCCCGCUAGCUUUGUUUCCAGAGCUCUGCAGGGGAGUGGAGAACAUGCGAGACAGCUGUUGGAUUUGUUAAAAGAAGCCUCUGACUCUGGCUGCUUUAUCGAGUCUUCUUUCUAUGCUUACUGCAUAGCGAUACCUGGGGGUAUCCUUUCACUGUAUUCCCAUCUUGACAUCCAGAGUGGAUCUGAAUCCUCAGAUGCACUGAAUUACUUCCAAGAAAGCGUAGACGCUUUAGACAGACUAGGACGGCUAUGGACGCAUGCUUCCAACAUGGUGAGUUCACCACAACCUGCCAUGUAUAUCAACUAACCAGACAGGCAAUCCGACUCCGCGAAUUCCACGCCCAAUCAUACAAAUAUACCCAUCUCCUCGAUCCAGCUUCCCAAAUCGACGAUCUGGACCCCGCAACCGAAGGAAUCUUCUGGUCAAUGGUAGACUACGGAAAACUAGGAUCCAGUCUUCGUCGAAAUCAGAAUCAAUCCGA